Molecule: messenger RNA, 812 nt
Organism: Nanorana parkeri
Lineage: Eukaryota; Metazoa; Chordata; Amphibia; Anura; Dicroglossidae
Gene: CHMP6
Product: charged multivesicular body protein 6
Exons: 8
Coding region: 127-729 (200 amino acids)
Biological process (GO): late endosome to vacuole transport via multivesicular body sorting pathway; vesicle budding from membrane
Cellular component (GO): ESCRT III complex; multivesicular body
Source: RefSeq, a predicted model, not a curated record
ACUGCACUUCCCGGCCUGCAUAGCGCGGUGACGUCACCUGUCUGGAUUGUUCCUUCUCGGCCGCCGUGCGGGAGGCGGAAGUGGCAGAGCAAGAGGCGAUGAGGAGGCCGCCCGGCGGGCACCACUAUGGGCAAUAUAUUUGGGCGGAAGAGACGGAGCCGGGUUACCGAGCAGGACAAGGCUGUGCUGCAACUCAAGCAGCAGAGGGACAAACUGAAACAGUAUCAGAAGAAGAUCACACUACAGCUGCAGCGUGAGCGGGAAGUGGCCAAACAGCUUCUCCACAAUGGCAAAAAAGAAAAAGCCAAAUUACUGUUGAAGAAGAAGAGAUAUCAGGAGCAGCUGCUGGAGAAGACGGAUAAUCAGAUCAGCAACUUGGAGAAAAUGGUUGAGGAAAUAGAAUUUACCCAGAUUGAAAUGAAAGUCAUCGAAGGCUUAAAAAUCGGCAACGAUUGCUUGAAGAAGAUGCACGAGGUGAUGUCUAUAGAAGAGGUGGAGAAGAUUAUGGACGAGACACAGGAAGGCAUUGAUUACCAACGGCAAAUUGAUGAAAUUCUGGCUGGAACUCUGACCUCAGAGGAUGAAGAGGCAAUUCUACAGGAACUUGAGGAGAUCACUCAGGAAGAUAUGGAACUCCCAGAGGUGCCCACAGAGCCACUUCCAGAAACCACUCCGGAGAAAGAAGCUGUCAAGAACAAACCCAAACCACAGCUGGUGGCCGCUUCCUAACCUAACGCCGCGUUCCUGCGGUCAGAAUCACCGCAGCCCGUGUUCACGGAGGGCGUUCUGGGCCCCGAGCGCUGCAAUUUCCU